GUGAAGCAACCAAGAGAGUACGAUAGACAGACAUGCGUUCUGAAUGUGGAUAGUGUGCAUGCUGAGAGCGAGUUGGUGUCGAUAAAGGGACUGAACGAGGAGGGCGUAUCACUGCACAGAAGACAGCACCACCAUGCUGCAUCAAAAGAUAUCACAAAGUAA
Anisakis simplex (herring worm) is the source of this 162-nucleotide messenger RNA. The record is from the annotation of a GenBank genome assembly. NCBI's taxonomy places the organism in Eukaryota, Metazoa, Nematoda, Chromadorea, Rhabditida, Anisakidae.